AUGCUCGAGGAUGUGCAACAGCUUGUGGAUCCAUCUCGAAAUAUGUCCAAAUAUCGUCAGCAUUUGGCUGAGGUAGCGCAGGAACCACCGGUUAGUGUGAUUCUCAUCCGUUUCACUAUUGUGGUCCCGAUCUAUCCUGUGAUCAAGAAGGACUUAACGUUCUCACACGAGGGGAAUCCGACAUAUUGCGAAAAACUGGUGAACUUCGAAAAAUUGCGACUUAUAGCGAAGUCUGUGCGUGCUGUGAGCAAACUGAGCAGUGCACCAUAUGAGAUCUCUAGUAUGGCAGAACGAGUUUAUGAGCAGGCACUGAUGGUUCGGAAGGUAAAAGCUUACUUGGAUGGACUCAAGGUUGUAGACACUGAGUCGGAACUGGAUCGGCUUAGCUAUGACAUCGAGCCACAGCAAUCUGGUGAAUAA
Strongylus vulgaris is the source of this 420-nucleotide messenger RNA. NCBI's taxonomy places the organism in Eukaryota, Metazoa, Nematoda, Chromadorea, Rhabditida, Strongylidae. The record is from the annotation of a GenBank genome assembly.